AUGCGCCCAGUCUACAAGCGCACCCUCUGGUCGUUGACCUUGGCGUUCCAGGGCAUACGACCGCGAAAAGGCCCGAGUGGCGAGGAACUGCCUAACUCUAGACGACAACGAGCGAAUAAGCUUCAAGGGCGUUUCGCUGUGGUGCUGUUCAAAGGGGACUGGGACUGGCACUUGACCCAAUGGCAAAUGGCGGCUUCCUGGAAGUCGCCUACUCGCAUUUGCCAUCUUUGUGUCGCGACGAAGGUAUCCAAGCAUGGCCAUGGAUUUUGUGACUUCGGAGCCAAUUUCCAACGCCGCACAGUGGCAGACUUUCUGAGCCUGCUUCACCAGCCACUGGCGUGUGAUCUGGUACAUGUACCAGGCUUCAACCACCAGAUGAUCCGAUUCUGUGCUAUGCACGCUCUCGCCCUGGGUGUGUACCAAUCCUUGGCAGCAGACACGUUGUUAUGGAUGUGUCAGCACAACGCUUUCGGUACAAGCAGCGCCGACCUGGAUGUUCAACUGCAACAUGCAUUCGAAGCGUUUAAGCUCUGGAUGAAGAGGUUCGAGAUCAGCGAGUUCCAGAACGACAUGGAGAACAUGGGUCAGCUGUUGACCCUCGAGCAGUCGGUGCAACUUGACCGAAGAGGUGAAAUCGAGGUAGCUAUAGAUUCGCUGAUCGAGCCGUUGCGACCGGCGUGGAGCGCGCUGCUCAUGUCACAAAGCUUGGGUACGAAGCGAAGCUCAAAAUGGGCUCACAACUUGUUGGCUCGAGUGUUGGUUUGA
Molecule: messenger RNA, 765 nt
Organism: Symbiodinium sp. CCMP2592
Lineage: Eukaryota; Dinophyceae; Suessiales; Symbiodiniaceae
Source: the annotation of a GenBank genome assembly